AUGGGCAAUAUUUGCAACAAAGAUUCAACUCCAGCACCUUCUAUUCCCAGACUCCGCCGUAAAAAGAGCCGACUGCCCACCUAUAACUGUGACAUUACAACACAAUAUGAAAUCGGUAAAGUUAUUGGAAUGGGAAACUUUGGAGCGGUUAGAAUUGGGUACCCGAAAAAAAAUCCUACUCACAAAGUUGCAAUAAAAUCUAUAGAUAAAGCUCGAGUCCGCUGUAUUAGCCAAUUGCAUUUAGAAGUUGAAAUUCUUUCAAGUUUGGAUCACCCAAAUAUAAUAAAGCUCCAUGAAAUUUAUGAAGGGAAAAGAUUCUAUCACAUUGUAAUGGAAUAUUGUACAGGCGGAGAUUUGAUGGAUAAAAUGUUAAAAAAAGUAAAUUUUACAGAAAAAGAAGCAGGGGAAAUCAUGAAAAAAAUUUUAGGAAUUGUUAAUCAUUUACAUAAAGUAAAUAUUUGCCAUAGAGACUUGAAAUGUGAAAAUUUCAUGUACGAAGAUGAUGAGCCAAAUUCCGAGCUCAAAUUAAUUGACUUUGGGCUGUCAAAAAAAUUCAGAAACUCCUCUAAUAAAAUGAGCUCAAUUGUAGGAACUCCAUAUUAUGUAGCUCCUGAAGUCCUUAAAGGGGUCUAUGGCCCUGAAUGUGAUUUAUGGAGUGCUGGAGUUAUCAUGUAUGCCCUUUUGUGUGGAAAUUUCCCCUUUUAUGGCGAAAACAAAGUUAAAAUUUUUAAACAAAUCAUGGAUGGGAAUUUUGAGUUUACAGAUAGCAUUUGAAAAGAAAUCAGUGGACUGGCAAAGGACUUAAUCCAUCAACUAUUAACAGUUGAUGUAAGUAAUAGAAUUACCGCAGAAAAUGCCUUACAUCAUCCAUGGUUCAAGUACUUAGAAAUGAACCAUUCUCAGAGGAUUAAUCCAAAAAUCAUCGAUAGUUUUCGCAGAUUUCGGGUUAAAAGUACUUUUCAAAGAGAAGCUAUGGGCUUUUUAGUAAGAGAUCUAGAGUCAUAUCAGAUUGCAGAUCUAAAAGAAGCCUUUUUAUCAUUAGAUAAAAAUAAUGAAGGAUUUUUGACGCUUCAGGAUAUUGAAGAUGCGUUGAAAGAUGACAAUUAUAACAAUAUUAAUAAAGAGCUGGAGAUUUGUUUUCUAAAUGCAGAUGGAAAUGGAGAUGGGAGAUUAAGCUAUUCUGAGUUUUUAGCAGCUACCUUAGCAGCUAAAGAUAUAAACCUUUAUGGCUAAUUACAUAAGCACGAAUAAAUUAUUUUUAAUUUUUUUUUAGAUAGUAAAAUUGAGAUUUAAAAGCUAAUUUAGUAAAAAAUUAUAGUGGAUGAAGACCUCUUGUUAAGAAUUUUUAAGCAUUUUGAUGUCAAGGGCAAUGGAAAAAUCACAGCAGAGUCCUUUGAAGAAGCCAUUAAAAGAAGUGGCAGAAAAGGAAUUGAUGGAGAAAAAGCGAUUGCAGAAGUCGAUUCUAAAGACAAAGGAUAUAUUAGUUUUGAUGAAUUCAAAGAAAUUCUCAAAAUUGAGUCAUUAAAUUAA
Messenger RNA from Blepharisma stoltei, 1530 nucleotides. Lineage: Eukaryota; Ciliophora; Heterotrichea; Heterotrichida; Blepharismidae. The record is from the annotation of a GenBank genome assembly.